Phyllostomus hastatus (greater spear-nosed bat) is the source of this 5785-nucleotide messenger RNA. RefSeq names its product fibroblast growth factor 14 (gene FGF14). Gene Ontology annotation, cellular component: cytoplasm. NCBI's taxonomy places the organism in Eukaryota, Metazoa, Chordata, Mammalia, Chiroptera, Phyllostomidae. Gene Ontology annotation, biological process: animal organ morphogenesis; cell differentiation; regulation of cell migration. The record is from RefSeq and is a predicted model, not a curated record. The transcript has 5 exons. The coding region runs from base 715 to 1473 and encodes 252 amino acids. Gene Ontology annotation, molecular function: fibroblast growth factor receptor binding; growth factor activity.
CUCACAUCCGAGGCUGGGUGAGGAAUCCGGAGAGGAGAUUUUCCCCAUGCUCACCGUUGUUGGAAACUGGGAGAGUGAGAGGAAGGAGGAAGGGGAUCUGUGGAGCUCUCUACCCACCACCAGCCUGACCAGGGGAGGAGGCACCUAGAUUUGCAUCUUUUCUUCGUGGUGAUUAAGAACUGCAGGUUCAAUCCGAUCCCACUGGGCACUGGCUAUUGAUUAUAAAAAAAAAAAUCGACACUGGGAGAAGGGAGGCUCUGUCUUCGGCUGUCAGACUAGAUCUUGGAGGUGGUAUUGGUGUGUGAGUGUGUGUGCUGGUGGCUUCUUUUUUUCCUCCCCCCCCCCCUUUUUUCUCCUAGGGGCUACACAAUGGCAGUCUUCUCUCACUGAGAUGAAUCCUGCUUCGUCUUCUGCAGACCCACCCAUCCUCAUAGCGAUCAAGUAAAAGGCUAUGGUUUUCUCUUUGGGGAUCUUUUGUGCAUUACUGUUCUCCCUGAUUAGUUCUGGUCUCAGUUGGGAUUUCUUUGCUUUUCUGUUUGGCUUCAUGCUGAAAAAGGAUUUUUUCCCCAACCCUUUGGUAAUUAUCCAGUGGUGAUCAAGAAGGAUAAAUCAUUCACCCUGGCCGAAAAAAAACAAUCCCUGAGAAGUCUCAAAGAAAUAUACCACGUGAGAGGAAGAAACUGGGAGAAGAUUCGGAAUAUUAUCGUUUUUCCUAUGGUAAAACCGGUGCCCCUCUUCAGGAGAACUGAUUUCAAAUUAUUAUUAUGCAACCACAAGGAUCUCUUCUUUCUCAGGGUGUCUAAGCUUCUGGAUUGCUUUUCGCCCAAAUCAAUGUGGUUUCUUUGGAACAUUUUCAGCAAAGGAACGCAUAUGCUGCAGUGUCUUUGUGGCAAGAGUCUUAAGAAAAACAAGAACCCAACUGAUCCCCAGCUCAAGGGUAUAGUGACAAGGUUAUAUUGCAGGCAAGGCUACUACUUGCAAAUGCACCCUGAUGGAACUCUCGAUGGAACCAAGGAUGACAGCACUAAUUCUACACUAUUCAACCUCAUACCAGUGGGACUGCGUGUUGUUGCCAUCCAGGGAGUGAAGACAGGGUUGUACAUAGCCAUGAAUGGAGAAGGUUACCUCUACCCAUCAGAACUUUUUACCCCUGAAUGCAAGUUUAAAGAAUCUGUUUUUGAAAACUAUUAUGUAAUCUACUCAUCUAUGCUGUACAGACAACAGGAAUCUGGUAGAGCCUGGUUUUUGGGAUUGAAUAAAGAGGGACAAGCUAUGAAAGGAAACAGAGUGAAGAAAACAAAACCAGCAGCUCAUUUUCUACCCAAGCCAUUGGAAGUUGCCAUGUACCGAGAACCAUCUUUGCAUGAUGUUGGAGAAACGGUCCCAAAGGCUGGGGUGACGCCAAGUAAAAGCACAAGUGCAUCUGCAAUAAUGAAUGGAGGCAAACCAGUCAACAAAAGUAAGACAACAUAGCCAGAUCCUCACAGGUGUUGUGACUUACUCAUCCUGAGCACAGUUGAGUAAUUUAUCCUUGCCAAACAUUCCUGCUCCCAUGGCUGAGGAGCAGCUGGAAGUAAGUGGAUGCUUGCUAUUUGCUAUUUUGAAAUUUUUGGUUGCAAGUGGAUAAAUCUCAACCUGUUGCACCUCCUACAACAAGAAAACACCUGAAUAACCAGCUAAACUCAGACCAUGGAAUGCCCUACCAGAUAUGGAAUGCCUUUUUAAUACCUUUUCUGUGACUGUGACACUUCAUGUGAAUGAUAUACUUCACAAGUACACUCGAUACCUUGCCUGCUGACAGCUACCCAUAAUCCUUUUUGAGUCCUGUUUCAGCAACCUCCAUGUGUUUAAGUUCAAUUUUGUAGCACACAGAUACUGAGUAAUUUCUAGGUAGAAGCUGUAAACCUGUGCUCUUAUGGAUUUCUCUCCUUCCCAUUUUUACAGGCUGCUUGCUCCACUGUCUGUGACCUAUUGCAGGGAUUGUGUUUCUCUAAACCUUAAAUGUUGCAGUUGACUUAGUUCAGAGAGUGAUCAGGGAAUCAGGAAGCCUCCUAAACCUAUUACUACAAAUUGUAUCAUAAAGGUCAGGAGUGGUGUCUCCAGCUCACACUAGCAAUUAAACACACAUACGCACUGUUCAUUGGCAGGUACUGUGAUCCUGAGGUUGGCGUUGCUGGGGUGAGAAACCCAGCAGUGUUUCUCACUGGGGUCAAACACUGUACAUGGGAUGUUCUCUAAGAUAUGUGUUUGACAUCCCCCUAUAGUUUCUUUGUGUGUGUGUGUUUUAUACAUAUCACAAGCUUACUGGUAAUGGUAACAUUUGCCUUGCCCAGCGAGCAAGACCCACUGGUUUUUGAGAAAGUGGGUCCAAAGAACUCUGUAGGCCUUGUAGGCCUGAUUAAGGUUCAUUUUUCAUCUACUAUUCCUCAUUAUUUGGAAAAAAAGAAAAAAUCAAUAAUUACAACUUAUAAGAGUUGCGCUACCUAAAUAUAUUUCAGAUAUAAUCCUUCCUAUUUUUAAUGAACCAAAUUUAAUGCCAUCCCGGGUUUUGGCUGCGUUCCACUCACACUCAGCAGAGCAUGGGCAAGGCGGCUGUUGUGUUCUUUUCUGCAGCAGCAAUGCAAACCUUAGUUAUAAUUAGACUUUAAUAUUUUUUGGUGUUUAAAGACAGGUUUUUAAACUGGACACAUUAGGAAAAAAUAUUUUUUUUAGCUCAGCAUGCUGAGUCAGGUACUGUGUAUUUCACCAGUCCAUACCUCUAACUCAACUUCUUAGGGCCCAGGUUGCCCAAUGGCUGGGAUAGAGGUGCCUUGCCAUGAUCUUAGAAUGCAGUCUGUUGAAUUAUUCUAGAUAAAAUUAAAGGCAAACCAACACAUUUAAACAUCAGGUUGCUGGCCCAUUCAACCAACUUACUUUUGUUUUAUUUGCUUUCUUAAUUUUCUCUUAAAUAACUCUGAGCUUAGGGGAGACAACUCCCAAGAAAGGCCAUGAAUAGUUGAGACAACACAGUGAAGAAACCAUGCAAAGUGUUCAAUAUUCAAUAUAAAGAGUUGCAAAAUGUUUAAUAUUAAACUGUUUGGAAAUACAUUGUCAAUUCUGUGUAUACUUAAUAAAAUUCAAUGUUUUGUCCUCAGAAGAAUUGAGACCAAACUGAACCUCAUUUAUAGAAAACUACAUGUGGGAUCAUUAUACUGGCCUCUUGUUAUUAAUUCUAUGUUGAAGGGUGAUCCAGUCACUAUUUACCCCCAUCUGCACUGUAUUUCCUGAGAAAUGAUUUUGUCACUGCUUUUCUAAGUCUCCAUGACAGUUCUUGCCCAGCAUUUUAAAAUAUUGGCCUGCUUAGCUGGUUAAAGAUUUAGUAUAAGUUUAAUUGUUUAUGCUUAUUUAAUUUUCAUAUUGGAUUCCAUUUUAAUAAAUAAAAAGUUAGCAUAAUGUUUGAGUAGAUUUAUUGUUGAUAAUGGCUAAAAUACAAAUGCAACAAAAUGAUUCCUUGGACAAUUCUUGGUUUGUUAUACCAUUUUGAAGCCUAUUGUUUUUUAACAGGAUUAGUUAAAAUACAUUAGAUGAAUUUUAUAACUACUUAUUUAGGGAAGACAUGUAAUCCAUAACAUGUGGCAAACUAUGAAUAAUUUAAUUUGAAAUUCCAAGUAAGUGGGUUUAUAGACACUGUUUAUCCUAACACUCACACACACACAUACUUAUCAAACAACCCACUGAUUUGCUUCUGGUAAUCAGCCUUAUUUAUUCAUUUCUUUUCCCCUGCAAGGCUGCUUAUUGAUUAAAAUUGACAAGAUUUAUUUUUCUGAAGACCGAGAUUUAUGAAAAUGUACCCCUGUUUUUUUAUAUGUGUUGUCCACAAGGUCAUUUAUUCUUAUGAGUGGAUGUCAAAAUACUUUCUUCUAAUAUAUGUUUAGACAUAUUGCAAAAGGUCUUUGUUAUUUGUAAAUUAUUCUGAUUACUUCCUUUGUGUUUGGUCUCAUCUGUUGCACGGAACAAGGGCAGCACUAAUGAACUGCAUGUUGUAGGACUUUGGUAUCAAGAACUGUUGGUAUGUAUUACUCAAUUUACAUACAAAAAGUUUGCAUUUUACAGUUUCUGUGUUUAAUAUCAUUUGUUAUAUUCACAAACAUAUUGAAUAAAAUAUUUAUAUGAAGGCAUUUUGGGAAACAUCAAACAAGUUUAUGUAAUGAAAUGGCAUUACAUCACCCACAAAUAUAGAGAUAUGUCAUGCAUAUAAGUUGGUAAGUCAUCUUCCCCUAUUACCAUGCCAAAGAAAAUUUUAGCUCUUUGAUGAUACCUCUCUCAUUAUUUUUCCAGGAUAAGACCCUUCUCUCUUUUUCACCUCAAAAAUCAACCUUGUUGUUAUUAAGUAAUUGCAGUCUGUCACCAUUGAUGUCCUGUAUAGUAAAUCUGAUGGAACUCAUUUGUAUUUACAGACUAUGUGUUUUGUACCUACAUGUACAUAUGUCAAUUGUUUUGAGCUUAACAUCACAUUCCAUUUGCAUGUGUAUCUGGUGUAGGAGGGUUAUUUCUAUUGAUUCAUUAUAAUAGAUGAUUGCUUCACCCAUCCCUCAGCAAUGCUUGGGAAUGUUAAUGGUUUGAUAUUUCAAGUGACACCAUUUUUAUUUUCAUAUCAGUUUGAUUUCUAAAGUGUUUUGCUAAAAUUUUACCUGGAAAAAAUUAUAGAAGAAAUGCAAAUAGUCCACCCUAUGUAAAGAGUAAAUUGUAUUGAGCAUCAUUUCAUUAUAAAUACUGGAGAAUUUAGAAAUUCUUUGCUGUAAAUGUUCACUUGUCCUGAGUGUUUUAGAGUAGUGGGUGGCUUCAGGAGCUCCACAAUGAGCCCAUAAGUAUCCUGCUACAGUCUUUCUAAUUGUUUACCUUUUGAGAGUAAGUAGAGUUUAUUAUACCUGGCCAGCUGCUUAAUUAGUAUCUAAAGCACUAGUACAGUCAAAUGUUUUUAGGAUGACCAAUAUCAGAUUAGGUUGUCCUUAAAGAUAAACAGAACAACAACAACAAAAAAACCCUUCUUGUUCUCUAUGUUAGAUAUGUAUCACUUUAUUUAAAGUUUUCUCCCUAAUAUUAUAGGGAGAAUUAAAAUUUCAGAGAGAGAACAGACUAUAAAAUCUAUUUUAGAAUAAAGUAAAAAUAUUUGAAAAUCAAUUUCAAUUUCAUUCCAUAAUAAGAUUAUAUCCAGGGAAAGCAAUUGAGCUAAAUAGAGUCAUAUCAAAAUCUAGAUUUGAAUUAUGUUACUUUGAAGUGAAAUACAUUUCAUAGUUUAAGUCCCUUAGCUUACAAAGUGGUACAGGGCCUGUUGACUCUUGAAUACUGAAUAGGUUUUCAAAGUUUUGAAAAUGAGUCUGAAAACAAAGGCUGAGUUGUAUUUUGUUUAGUUUUGUUUUUUCUGGGUUUUCCAUAUCAUUCAGUCUAAUUCUGAUGUUUGCUGGCAGAGUUGGUGAGGUCAUUCCUUUCAAUGUAUUGAAGGACUCUAGAUUAGCUCAAGGAGUCCAAGGAGAAAAUGGAGUAUAAUAUUCUUCUCUUAGAUCUUAUGAUGUUAGUGGAAUUUUAUUGAAAAGUCCUACUGGAAAGAUUUCUCAGUGAUGGUUUGCCAAGCAAGCAGGGUUUGUGCCAAUAUCACUUACAAACUUGUUGCAUCCUCUUCAUUUGACAUUUAUCCCAUUGUAACUUGGGACAAACUUGGAUAAGUAAAUGAGAUUUGCACAUUUUCCCUUUUUCUUGAUCUCUGUUCAUUAUUUUUGUUUGUUUGUUUGUUUUUAUUGUUGUUCAA